AUGAUUAGGAGUUUUAAAAAAAUAUAUUGUGCAUGACUCAUUAUCAGAUGUGAGCACAUUAAAAGUUAUUUACAAUUCAUUUGAUGGUAAACUACGGAUAUAAUGGGGCUUGUAUGUUAAAUAGAGGAUAUUACAUGAGUGUCUUCAUAUAGAUGAUAAAGCAUUCAACAUGUCAGACAUCAAUAAGGGAAUGACACUCCGAAGUCGAAUCAGAGAAGAUUAUCUGACGUGUGCGAUAUGUUUCAAUGAAUUCACACACCCAAAGGCUCUUCCAUGCAUCCACACAUUUUGUCUGGAAUGUCUGCGUGGCUAUGUGAAAAGCAGUGUAUUUCCCUGCCCUGUAUGUCGAGCCGAUGCGACUGUUCCACCACAAGGACUAGAGGGAUUUCCAGACAACUACAUGGUGUCAAGUCUUCAAGAUACCGUGGAGGAAGCAAACAAUAAGCCCGCUGUACCACAAAGACCCAGUGAUGAGGCUUUUGAACAAGCUUCUGCGAACAAACUGAAGCCAGUCCCGGCACCACGAUCUAUUUCACCCAAAUCAAGCGGUGACAGACCUGUUCCGGCACCAAGGUCAGUCUCCCCGCGACUUUCAAGCGGCACACCCACACCAACUCUACCUCCAAGACUGAAGAGUGUGAGCCCAACACCAACUCACGCUAAUAACUCAAAUGAGGUAGACAAACAUACGCAGCAACAAAGGGACUCUUCUGGCUAUAAUUUUGGUAAUAUCAUUUCUGACGGAAUAGGUGGUGUUGUUGGUGCUGUGGGAUCAGCAAUAUCAGAUAUAUCGGGAUAUCUUCAGGUAUCAAAGCCUAAACCUGCAGCCAACACUCCUACAUCACCUUUUGAAUAUGUCCCGCAGUCAGAUUCUGGUGAUAAUCCAGUGCAACAGCAUUAUCCCGGACUAUACCCACAACUCGCAACCACUGAGAAUAAAGGUCCUUGUACUGAUAGAAUGGUGCUGUCAUUCGGAAAGUUUGGACCUGGCGUUAACGAUUUUAUGAAACCGUUUGGGCUGGCCACAGGCAAAAAUGGAGAAUUUGUGCUUUCAGAUAGAGCAGGAAACAGAAUUUUUGUGUUUUCUAACACUGGAGAGCUAAAAUCAAGAUUCAACACGAACUGUUCUGUUAACGAUGUGGCAAUUACAAAGGAGAACAAUAUCAUGAUAGCCGUUUCAAAGUCAGGUUCUGCUAUUAUGAGAAUGUAUUCAAUGGAAGGUCGGUGUCUGCAUGUUUUUGGAGAUUAUUACAAGUUUGAUAUUUCAAGUGGAAUUACAGUUACUCCAUCCAAUCAUGUUGCAAUAACCAAUCUCGCCGCUGACAAUGUUCUUAUAUUUACCGAACAACGGAAAUUUUCCAUAAAAUUUGGCUGGAAAGGGCGUGGCCAAAAUCAUUUCACACAACCAUACUUUGUUGCAUCUACAAGUAAAGAUUACUUGGUAGUUUCUGAUACCGGCAACGACUGUAUUAAAUUGUUUGACGUUGCAGGCAAUUUUAAACGGAGCUUUGGAUCAAAGGGAGACCACCACAGUCAGCUGAACACACCACUAGGUGUCGCCACAGAUGCAGAGGACAAUAUCAUUAUCGCUGACUCUGGUAACUUCAGAGUUGAAAUUUUUACUUCGAAAGGAUCAUUUUAUUCCACACUUAUUAAAGAAACAAAUCUGAUCGGUCCAGAUGUUAAGCCAAUUAAUGUUGCCGUCACACCUAAAAACAACAUCGCGGUGUUACUUUGCGGAACAGGCUAUUGUGAGGUUAGAGUUUUCAACUGGAAACCUCAUUCAUAUUCUGGUUUCACUGUUGAGUGUCUUAUCUGAUUAGAGAAUUUCACAUACACAGAAAUUAUGCAGUUUUGAACAUUAAACCAUAGGCAUUUAAAACUCAGUCAUGUAUAUAGAUUACAUAUAAUAUCAUAAAGGGGAUGCCUCUAGAUUUAUGUUGUUUUUUUUUUUUGAACAUUUAAAGUUAUUAGCUCACCUGUCACAAAGUGACAAGGUGAGCUUUUGUGAUCGCGCGGUGUCCGUCGUCCGUCAGUGUGUGCGUGCGUGCGUCCGUCCGUAAACUUUUGCUUGUGACCACUCUAAGAGGUCACAUUUUUCAUGGGAUCUUUAUGAAAGUUGGUCAGAAUGUUCAUCUUGAUGAUAUCUAGGUGAAGUUCGAAACUGGGUCACGUGCCUUCAAAAACUAGGUCAGUAGGUCUAAAAAUAGAAAAACCUUGUGACCUCUCUAGAGGCCAUAUAUUUCACAAGAUCUUCAUGAAAAUUGGUCAGAAUGUUCACCUUGAUGAUAUCUAGGUCAAGUUCGAAACUGGGUCACGUGCCAUCAAAAACUAGGUCAGUAGGUCUAAAAAUAGAAAAACCUUGUGACCUCUCUAGAGGCCAUAUAUAUCACAAGAUCUUCAUGAAAAUUGGUCAGAACGUUCACCUUGAUGAUAUCUAGGUCAAGUUCGAAACUGGGUCACGUGACAUCAAAAACUAGGUCAGUAGGUCAAAUAAUAGAAAAACCUUGUGACCUCUCUAAAGGCCACAUUUUUCAUGGGAUCUGUAUGAAAGUUGGUCUGAAUGUUCAUCUUGAUGAUAUCUAGGUCAAGUUCGAAACUUGGUCAUAUGCGGUCAAAAACUAGGUCAGUAGGUCUAAAAAUAGAAAAACUUUGUGACCUCUCUAGAGGCCAUAUAUUUCAAGAGAUCUUCAUGAAAAUUGGUCAGAAUGUUCACCUUGAUGAUAUCUAGGUUAAGUUCGAAAGUGGGUCACGUGCCUUCAAAAACUAGGUCAGUAGGUCAGAUAAUAGGAAAACCUUGUUAUCUCUCUAGAGGCCAUAUUUUUCAUGGGAUCUGUAUGAGAGUUGGUCUGAAUGUUCAUCUUGGUGAUAUCUAGGUCAAUUUUGAAAGUGGGUUACGUGCCUUUAAAAACUAGGUCAGUAGGUCAAAUAAUAGAAAAACCUUGUGACCUCUCUAAAGGCCAUAUUUUUCAUGGGAUCUGUAUGAAAGUUGGUCUGAAUGUUCAUCUUGAUGAUAUCUAGGUCAAGUUCGAAACAGGGUCAUGUACGGUCUAAAACUAGGUCAGUCGGUCUAAAAUAGAAAAACCUUGUGACCUCUCUAGAGGCCAUACUUGUGAAUGGAUCUGCAUAAAAACUGGUCAGAAUGUUCACCUUGAUGAUAUCUAGGUCAAUUUUGAAACUGGGUCACGUUCCUUAAAAAACUAGGUCAGUAGGUCAAAUAAUAAAAAAACCUUGUGACCUCUGUAGAGGCCAUACUUUUCAUGGGAUCUGUAUGAAGGCUGGUCUGACUGUUCAUCUUGAUGAUAUCUAGGUAAAGUUUGUAACUGGGUCAACUGCGGUCAAACACUAGGUCAGUAGGUCUAAAAUUAUUAAAAUCUUUUGACCUCUCUAGAGGCCAUAUUUUUUAAUGGAUCUUCAUGAAAAUUGAUCUGAAUGUUCACCUUGAUGAUAUCUAGGUCAGUUUGGAAACUGGGUCACGUGCAGUCAAAAACUAGGCCAGUAGGUAUAAAAAUAGAAAAACCUUGUGACCUCUCUAGAGGCCAUAUUUUUCAUGAGAUCUUCAUGAAAAUUAGUGAGAAUGUUCACCUUGAUGAUAUCUAGGUAAAAUUCAAAACAGGGUCACGUACCUUCGAAAACUAGGUCAAUAGGUCAAAUAAUAGAAAAACCUUGUGACCUCUCUAGAGACCAUAUUUUUCAAUGGAUCUUCUUGAAAAUUGGUCAGAAUUUAUAUCUUGAUAAUAUCUAGGUCAAGUUCAAAACUAGGUCACAUGAGCUCAAAAAGUAGGUCACUAUGUCAAAUAAUAGAAAAAACGACGUCAUACUCAAAACUGGGUCAUGUGGGAAGAGGUGAGCGAUUUAGGACCAUCAUGGUCCUCUUGUUUUAGGUGCAGGUUCCUACAGCACACCGUCGCACUGAUGAAACAUAUAUUGAAACUUCCUUGAAUUUAAACUAAUCAGUGGUGGGUUUUGAUUUUUUUUACCAAAUGUAUUGAACUGAUGAGAAUAGUUUUUUUGUUGUUUUUUUCAUUCAGAUCUCUAACUAACCUACACCUUCAUUUUAAAGUAUUUAUUGACUUUUAAUCCUUUCCUUAUUUUUUCAGUAUUAGAUUGAAAUGAAAUAUAUGGAAAAUAGUUCCUCAUGAAUACUAAUGAUUUCCUUUUAUGCUGCAAAAGUAGCAAAGCCAACCAAUAGAAACCUAUGAAAUUUGAAUAUAUUUUUAACCCUUACCCUGCUAACUUUCUAUAAUGAACUUGUCCAUCUUUCAAUUUGGACAGUACCAUUAACUGUAUAAAGGGGUGCUAACCAAAAAGAUACUGGCUGAAUAGCAAACAGUGUGCAGGCUGAUCAUGAUCUACACUGGUCACAAAGGCACAAUAAAUCGGGUCCAGCAUGGUAACAGUUAAGCUGCAGCUAUUUGAAUCAUCAAUCAGAGUAUAGGUUAGAGACCACCAAUUGUUUUCCCAUAGACUUACAUUAUAACAUUAUGGCGUGUACGGCCUUCCAUAAAUCGAAACAUGUAUAUCUAAUUACAUGUUUUUCAAGAACUAUUUUAGUUCUAUCAAAAUAUCGGACAAAAAACAUAUGAAUAGUGAUACUUUAUUUAAGUAAUUUUUGUGUGAAUGAGAUGACCCCGUUUACAUCGUUGGCAUGGCGGGAGAAAUUCGUUUGAUAAAACUUUUUUUCAAUACACAUAAAAUGUAGCAAAUUUGUCCAAAUGUAUUAAAAAUACUGUAAAUGCAGUAAAAAAUAUCAAUUUUGAAAAAAAUAAUCACUUCCUGGGUUUGUUUACAUGACUGACCAAUCAGAACGCACAGACGUUACCUUAUUCCCAGGUAUACACUUACCUCAUUCCCGGUAAGUUACCUGUACUUUUUUGAAUUGGUGGUCUCUGACCUAUAGAUGAAUGUUUCUUGUCAUAUUUUCCACUUUUACAGUGUUAUUGUCAAACAUGAUCUAAUACCAAAUGUUUUACGAAGUUUCAUCAAGAAAUGUUUAGUUUUAAGAAAGGUAUGGACAUUUUACUGAGGUCACCCCCUGUCGAUUUAUAUGCCCAGAUUCAGACUCUGAUUGCAAUUUUUUGUGAAAGUUUAAGUUAUCUGCAUUGGAUUUGGCUUGGAAGCUAACAUUAUUAUUAUUAUUAUACCAAAUUUAUAUAGCGCCAUUAUGAUUCAUUCCGUAAAAAAUAGACAUAAAGUCUGUUAAUUUUGAUAAUUCCCUGACAUUACAGAGAUAAAAAUGAUCCUUUUUGUUCCAAAAGCUCAGAUAAAAAUGGGCACACCUGUCAAAAAAAGAGGCCAAAAUUUAAAGAAUAUUCAAAUUUCACGCUUAUUUUUACACGAAAACGUCUUUCUACAUCAUUUACGUCAGAUAUGUGACCAUUAACAUAACAUGUGAUGGCUUUCGAGAAAAGUAAUAUUUUAGCUCUAAUAUAGGUUAGAGACCACCAACUGUUUUCCCACAGACUUACAUUAUAACAUUAUGGUGUUACGGCCUUCCAUAAAUCGAAACAUGUAUAUCUAAUUACAUGUUUUUCAAGAACUAUCUUAGUUCUACCAAAAUAUAGGAUGAAAAACAUAUUAAUAUAGGUAGUGAUACUUUAUUUAAGUAAUUUUUGUGUGCCCUGUUUACAUCGUUGGCAUGGCGGGAGAAAUUUGUUUGAUAAUACUUUUUUUCAAUACACAUAAAAUGUAGCAAAUUUUGUCCAAAUGUAUAAUAAAAUACUGUAAAUGCAGUAAAAAAUAUCAAUUUUGAAAAAAAUAAUCACUUCUUGGGUUUUAUUACAUGACUGACCAAUCAGAACGCACAGAUGCUACCUUAUUCCCAGGUAUACACUUACCUCAUUCCCAGUAAGUUCCCUGUACUUUUUUGAAUCGGUGGUCUCUGACCUUUACUAAUUUUUGAAAAAGUACAAACUUCUGCGAGAUUAUUUAAUUUUGUCAGCACACAAUUUCAUGGUUUGCGUCAAACAAGUAUAUCAUGGGGAUCUGAAUAAUUAUGUAGAUUAUAACUUUUGAAGAUAAAAUUAUUGGGAAUUUUGCUUGUUUAUUGGGAUUUAAUGUUGUAAAUUGACUAAACCACAAAAUCAACAAAAAUUAGUCCCCAACAAAAAAUUAAUGAUUUCACAGUACUGUAAAAUGACAUUUCAAUCUUUGUACAUGCUUUGUAUAAUAUCAAUGCUGGCGGCAAGUGAUUUUGCCUUUGUGACCAGCACAUCUGUGCAGGCUGAUUAUGGUCUGCACUGUUCGAAAUUCAGGCAGUAAAUUUUCAGUGAACACCCCUUUGAAUAAUAAGUGGUGCUGCCCAAAUUGAAUGAUGGACCAGUCCAUUUUAGAAAUUUAGCAAGGUUAAAAGGCAAAAUGUUUCCAUUGCCAAAAAUAUCUGAGCCGCACCAUGAGAAAACCAACAAAGUGCAUUUGCGACCAGUAUGGAUCCAGACCAGCCUGCGCAUUUGCGCAGUUUAGUCAGGAUCCAUGCUGUUCGCUGACGGUUUCUCUAAUUGCAAUAGGCUUUGAAAGCGAACAGCAUGCAGGGGUCACGCUGUCGAUCGCCACUUGAGCCAUUUGCGACAAAAAAAUUAAAUGUGGCUCCGAAAUUUUCUAAUUGGCGAAAAUGGCCCGAAGCUAUGUCUGUCUGCAAAACUACGAAUAUUGCCAGUUUUACGAACCAAAAGGUGUGAAAAAUCGAUAAUCUGUGUAGACAAACAACAUCCGUUAUUGAAAGGGAGGGAGCCAAUUUGCAAAAUUUUUAUUUGAUCAGGCAGUUAAUUGGUGAUAAUUAGAUUAUUGAAUAACAAACUGGAUAAUUAUAAUCAUCAUUUUGUGCGCUUGAAACGAUUUAUUAAAUGAGCAAUCGGCCGUUAGACGAUCUAUAGUAAAUUUUCUAUGAUUGCCGAGGGUUAGUUUGGGCAAAAACAAAUAAAAAAUGCUUUAGAUAAGCAGAAAUUGUAAGUAUUGAAUAGCUAUGAUGAUAGAAAAGCAAUAAAACAUAGGUAUUUUAUCAAAUAUUUAAUUCUAACUUACGUUUUCCGUAUUUGUCACCCGUUUUCGCGACUGUGAUUUUCGGAUAUUUCUGUCAUUUCUGACGAGAUUUUUUAGUGCAGUCUCAAUAAAAAGUCUACAUUUAAGAAAAAUAUGACAACUGUUGCAAAAGGAGCUCUUAUUUUGAAGUAUUUUUCGAGAAUAAAACAUGCGAAGGCAUCGAACCCCACCCACUUAUAGGCAAUAUGCAAAAUAAGACGCUGCUUAAACAAAAUUUCUUCUUUUUUGACAUAGAGUCUAUUUAUUUUAAAUGUGUUGUUCAGAAUUUUUUUGUUAAAUGGCAGAUGUUGAUAAAAAUGAUAAUUUUAGAAGUUAACAAAAAUUGUUUUUCUAAGUAGCUUUUUAAAGGGUUACUAAGAAAUAUGUAAUAACUACAUUAAUUUCUUGAGUGGUAUGAGUACUUUGGUACAUAUAAUGUAGUCCUACGAGAAUGUCAAAGCUAUGCACUUUGCCGUUGUUGGCCUCCUUAUCUUCGGAAAAAGCAGUGGCUCAGAGAAAAAAAAUCCCAGUGUGACCCCUGAGCAUGGAUCCUGACCAGACUACGCGGAUGCGCAGGCUGGUCUGGAUCCAUGCAGGUCGCAAAUGCACUAUGUUGGUUUUCUCAUGGUGCGGCUCAUUUUAUUUAUCUAUAAAAUUCUAAACAUACUUAUUUCAAAAUGCAUUAAGUUACAAUGGAGCCUCAGAAGUCAUUAUUUUUCCAUACUGAAAAUCAAAUAUAUUGGAGGCUCCACGUAAUUUGGAUGUCAGUUUCAUGUGAAUCAUUGCAUAAAAAAGUUUAUUUACUUUGAUAUUAGCAUUUUCAUUCAUGCUAAAGAAAACAGUUGUAUAAUUUAUAUAUUAGUUACAAGAGUAGACACGUAUGAUAAUGUAAACUAAUACAAUUAGUAUCAGAUUUGUUUCGAGAAAUAUGCAUUGUUCCAGGAAAAUAAAAUAGCACUCCCAAAACUGCACAAUAUUUCCCCCACAGGAUUUGUGCAUAUUUUUCGAUACAAAUGUAAUCACCUUAUACUCACACUUAUACCGCCUUAUACUGUCUGAGGAAGUUUUAUACCUAGAAAACUGUGUAUUUAAAUACAGACUUUGAAGUGGCAUUUACAGUGUCAUAUUUUGGCAUCUGUAUUGUAAUAUUUUGGUAUCUUAAAUGUCAUACUACAGUCAUAGUUUUUUUACUAAAUUAUUUUUUCACAAUUCGAUGUUUAUUACCUCUUGCUGCAAUAUAUGAAAAAAUCUCUUGUUAAUUUUCAUUGAAUGUUUGUACAGUUUUCAGUAUCUCUACUGCUUGUGCCAGUUCCACAUAAUGUUAUUUAAGAAUGUUAUUACAGUUAUUUCAAAUGUUAUUAAAGUUAUUUCAAACAUUA
Mercenaria mercenaria is the source of this 8396-nucleotide messenger RNA. Its product is annotated as tripartite motif-containing protein 2-like. The record is from RefSeq and is a predicted model, not a curated record. The coding region runs from base 170 to 1819 and encodes 549 amino acids. The transcript has 3 exons. Gene Ontology annotation, molecular function: translation repressor activity; metal ion binding; ubiquitin protein ligase activity. Gene Ontology annotation, biological process: negative regulation of translation; protein polyubiquitination; proteasome-mediated ubiquitin-dependent protein catabolic process. Lineage: Eukaryota; Metazoa; Mollusca; Bivalvia; Venerida; Veneridae.